Messenger RNA from Atta colombica, 1174 nucleotides. RefSeq lists its product as uncharacterized. The transcript has 2 exons. The record is from RefSeq and is a predicted model, not a curated record. The coding region runs from base 145 to 1149 and encodes 334 amino acids. NCBI's taxonomy places the organism in Eukaryota, Metazoa, Arthropoda, Insecta, Hymenoptera, Formicidae.
GGCAGUUGAAAGCAAUACAUUCCUUUCGCAUUUGAGUUUUGAAUCUGUUGUAUCGUAGAAUUGGCGAUCGUACAAGUUGCUGUGAUAUGUUUAUUGUAGAUAUUAAGUCAGAUAUUUACGUACAUCUACAUACAGAUAUUCAAAAUGAAUGAUUCUUUCCUGGAAGAGUUAGAACUAAUACCAAAAGAAUCAAAAAAGACACCUCAGCAACCGGAUCGCCAUGUAACUACCAGGCAUGCUACUUCAUCUCCAUUAACUCAUUUCUUAGAACAAAAUGAGAGAGAUGAUAUUAUGCGACAGAAGGAACAUUUUACGAUAACAAUUCCAAGUACACCUAAUAUAAAAAUCAUAGAUAAUAAAGAAUCUUCUUCAAAAAAUUUCAAGAAACAAUCUGAUCAAAAUGUGAAAAAAUAUUCUGUGAAUGUAAAAGCGUCAGAGAAAACGGAGAAGAUUGCAGACAACAAAAGAAAGUCUUCGGAUAUGAAAAUAAAAAUGAGCAAUAGUAAUCAGCAGAGUAUUAGUGGAGAACAGAAAAUAAAACUUCAUGAGGUAAAAUAUUCUAAAGCAUCUGAAAACAAAGAUCGUAAACGACGUUCAGGAUCGUAUAAAGAAAUUACUUAUACUUUCUCUAAAGAGAAUAAACGUUCUCUUGAUUCUUCUAUUAAUAAUUCUUCAGAUACUUCUAGUAAGGAAAAUAGUCGUCCUUCUGAUUCUUCUAAGGAGGCUGGUCCUCAUAAUUCAAUUAAAGAAAAGGAAAAGUCAGUUGAUAAAUUGAGGAAAUCAGGUGUGAAAAUACAAGAUCAAGAUCCAGUUAUUUUACUUACUGCUAUCAAAGAAGUGAUAAGCACAUAUACCAAGCAAGAAAGUACAAAAAUUCUACGCGCUAUGCAGGAGCUACAUAUAAAUUCUCAAGCUACCUUGAUAAAAAAUCUCUUGAACCAAACAGAUGAUCUGGUUAAAGAAAUGCAUCCUAGCAAAGAGUCAGCUAGAAUGAAAGCAUUGAUUGAUGAGAAUGAGCAAUUACAUCAGGAGUUAAUGACUUUGCGAAUGCGAAACGAAAGUUUACAGAAUAAAUUAGAAGAACUUGAAUUUUUGAGACAAGAAAAUGCGACUUUAAAAUUAAAAUAUAACGAGCUAACUCAGACAUAAUAUACAAUUGCGUUAAAUAUUGGAC